Molecule: messenger RNA, 3684 nt
Organism: Pyricularia pennisetigena
Lineage: Eukaryota; Fungi; Ascomycota; Sordariomycetes; Magnaporthales; Pyriculariaceae
Exons: 1
Coding region: 1-3684 (1227 amino acids)
Source: RefSeq, a predicted model, not a curated record
AUGCCACCACCUCCUCCUCCUGUACGGACUUACCCGCAAUCCCCAUUUCUUGGGUCUGUCCGUCAGCAAGGUGUCAGGGCUCCCUCUCGCGUCAGGUCUGUGGCCAAUGAUGCGGCAAAUAAUGCGGAUCAACCCAAUGCUUCUCCGGCCGCUACGAUGGUGGCUGCCGCCGCCACUCUUGCAUCGGGCUUGUCACCGCGACCUCAAAAGUUCAGCACCAACUACGGCUCAGAGGCCUUUCAGCCCUUCUCUCUCGAUCAUAGUCGCAACUACGCCAUGCAGAGCACAGAUCUCGGAUCGGCACUGGCCCGUGCGACCAGGACGAUUCAGGCCGAAAAGCCCAAGGGAGAUGUCGACGCGACAGGUACUGAGAAUGCCGCUGCACCUGCCAACUCAUUACUGGGCAAGCGCAAAGAACUUGAUCUCGCCGCAGGCAGCAGGGACCCAAAGCGUCAAAAGACGACCCAGGAAGCUGAUGAGCUGGCCGGUGAAGACCAACGCUCUGCGGCAGCUGGGCCUCGUGACCGGCGCGGAACUUCCGCUUCGCGUCAAAAAAGCCAGGAACCGCCAGCCGCAGCUGGCCCUUCUAGGUCUGCCGAGUCAGGAACAGACGGCAGCGCUUCCGGGUCACCAACGGACGGUGGAUCGACAUUGAUGAGGCGCACGCGCCGGGGUGCUGCCAAGUCAUCGGUAAAUGCCACUGCACCCACCCCUCCCGAGCCUCCAAAAACUUGGGAUGAUCUUCCCGUAUCGCGGCAGGCCCAAAGGGCUAGAAAUACAAGGUCUGAGAGACCCGCGGUGCAACCGACCCAGGAAGAAACCGCCAUUGAGGAAGGCGACGACGUGAACAUGAUAGAUCUCGAGGAAGAAUUAGGGGAUGAGGAGCCGGCCCCGCAAACGCCGGACCGGCAGAAUGGAGAUUUCCUACAAGUACCAGACGCCCGCUCCUCUGUUGCGCCCACAGAAAAGAGCUACAACACCGAAAGUAUGAUUUACCGGGAUACGAGACUUUCAACACCUCAGGAUCCUCCCUCGCGCCCUCCCUCAAGUCCUCCUGUCCUAGCCGCUCCUGCCUCGGGCGAUGCAGCACUUGAUACGAGUACACCCACCGAGCAUCAGACAAGGACUUCACGCGGAGCUGGUGACCCUGGAGACUUGGCGACACCUUCUCCAGAGCCCAACCCCCCUACGAAUCCAGCGGUUACAGCCGCCAAUCCAGGGGAUGAGACGAACGCAGAAGUGAACAUCAUCAAUCCCUUGAACCCUACGCCGCUGCUCCGUAGAACCCAGUUAUCGUUCCCCAGAGCGCAAACUCCGGAGUCGCAGACUUACAACUGGAACUCCAGCCCCAACCACCGAGGCAUCAGGUCCCAUUCAGACUCACCUAACUCGAACCGCUACGUCGCCACACAUAUGAGCCAUAAUCUCGAAAGCAACUACCUCGCCCCUGAUAUGUCCGAAUACGAAGACGGGCAUGAACGUGCAACCAGAGCGCGUCAGCAGCAGAUUCGCAACAGUCUUCUACCUCCCGACCGCGUGGAAGAUUCGGAACCCAUUCGGGACAUCGGUGCUGCUCCAGCAAGGCCGGACUUGAUGUCCGGCUUCGUGCGUGCGCACACUGAAGCCCCUGAGGCCCGAAUCAGGAACCCUGCGGGAGCCCGAGGUUUGUUCGCCCUUGAUAACGAGACAGUUCGCUCUCGGAGACGCGAAUCUCUUUUUGACGGUGCGCGCCGAAGUGACAACCAGAGCCAGGACAGGGGUGCGCCUCGAAGUGGCACCCAGAGCCAGGGCGGAGAUGCGCUUCGAAGUGAGGCCCAGCCUCAGAGCGGAGAUGCGCCUCGGGGUGACAUCCAAAGCCAGGGCCAUGGUGCCCCUUUGAAUCGCCGUCAGAGCCAGGGCAGAGAUGCGCCUCAAAGUGAUACCCAGACCCACAGCUCGAAAGGCAAAAAGCUUCGCGAAUGGGCACAGGCACUCGGCACAGGAUGGACUCAUUUAAGUGGAUUCAUCUGGACAAUCUUUGACACCCUCAGCCAGUGGCAGGCUUAUCUGGUCCGACGCGUCUGGGAUAUCGUUCAGGCGCUUACCAAAGCGCCGGCUCAUUUGGCUUCAUAUCUGUGGAAACAUUUUACCCUUGGGCGUCUGCUUGUUCCCCUUUUACUUGCAUUUAUGGCUAUUGCAAUUGCUUCAUCCUAUGACCGGCCCGUGAGCUUUGAGGGUAUUUCGUUGAACAACGGGAAUAGGUGGCAUGGUUGGCAAGACUGGAAGAACAACCUCGGUCAGCUCGUGUCGCCAUCCUUUGGCCACAGUCUACCAGGAACCAAUGGAAACUACAGCAAGAUCGUGGCAGCUUUCAAGAGCCAUGACAAAGACAUCCACGAAAUCAAGGACAAGGCGAUGGUGCAAGACGCCGCUCUGGCAAAGCUGGAGCAAAUCCUGCCAGAGUUCGUGCGCAUGCCGGGCGACAAGGUGCCUCACCAGUUUUAUGUCGCGGUCAGGGAUCUGAUGCAAAAGGAUCCACUGAUUCCCACCUUGGACAAGGAGGGUAAUAUCUCGGAGGACCAUGCCAAGGCUAUCGAGAAGCACAUUACAACAUUCUUUUGGCGCUGGCUCAAGGAAAACUCGCGCCAAAUUCGACAAAUCGCCGGCAUUGGUCAAGAUUCUCAGUUGUCGGACGAGGAGUUGAACAGAGUUGUUCGUCGGGUGGCCGAGGAAAAGCGGUUUGAGGUCGUGAGCAAGGAUGAAUUCCUUCAGAUUCUCAAGAAGCAGCUCACGAAACAUCAUGAUGAGACUGCUAGUCAAAUGAAGGAUUUCGAAGUCAAGCUCGUCGAAUUCCGCCGCCAGCUUCAGCAGGUUAUGGGCAAAUCAUCCAUGUCCAUGUCGAAAGAGCAAAUGCAACAGAAUCUUGACAAGGCUCUUCAUAAGUUUGCUGGCAAUGCGCUGCUCGAGUCCUUCGCAAAGGGCCGGAUAAAGGCCACUGAUGAAGAGGUCAUCAGCGCCGUGAACCACUUCUCAAUCAGAUCCGGUGCUAUGAUCGACGUUUAUCGCACCAGCCCAGCCUACAAAUGGCCGAACAAGGCGCACCUUGGACACAAAAGGUUCCAGACGGAGAACAAGAAUGGUCCUAUCAAGAGUCCCAUCUACGCGGGAAGCGUUCUGGACCCUUGGGAGGCUGACGGUGACUGCUGGUGUGGAGGAACAGGGCAGUCGCCGAACCGCCGCCUAAAAAGCACCGGCGAGACACACAAGGUUCCCGCUAUGGCGGCCGACAUCGCCAUCAUGACAAAGCGCGUCAUCCCGCAGGUGCUGAGGCUCGAGCACAUCAGCGCCAAGGAGACGGUAGAGCCUGAAUCGAUGCCAAAGGAGGUCGAAGUUUGGAUCCAGCUCGAUGAGGACCAGGAAAUGUUCGACCACGCUCUCUCGUGGUCGAUGGCAUACUUUCCUGAUGUUGAUCGCUACGAUCCUCUAUUUGCUGAUAAGUUUGUCAAGAUUGGCCACUUUUUAUACCCGAACGAGACCGAAGUGGGCCACUCUGGUGAGAACUUUUACCUUCCAAAGGAUGUGUAUCAGUUCGGGUUCGCCACGACAAAGUUCCUCAUCCGUGCCAAGAACAACUAUGGCGCCGAUGACCAUACUUGCUUCUACCAGCUUUUGCUGAAUGGCAAACUGCUGCCGAUGGAUGAGUGA